GGUGGGGUAGAGAACCUAGGACUCCUCAAGAGAGCUCCCAAGACUCGCGUCAUUCGUCACUCUGGCUGGUUUAUAAAAACCCCACCAGAGCCCCGAGAUCAGUUUUAGUUUCUCUUCUUUCCGAAGAAGCCUCUCGGUGCCCAGCUGGGGAACCUGACCCUCGAGGAGCCGUCCAGUGGUCGCCGCGGUCGCCUGCAGAUUAGCCCGCGCUUGUUCGCCCUCUUUCCACUAGGUUACCGUCGCGAUUGACUUUAAAUCUGACACAGGGACCGCGUCGGUGAGGUUUGGCCUCUCGACCCAAGCUUACUGGGAAACCGAAACCGCUGGGCUCGGCUAGCGGCGCCGGAGAGCGCACGCUCCCCCGCCCGGGGCGCGCCCAGCCCGCGCGCCUCCCGCGCCCGCCCCCGGGACUCUAAGUUUCGAUUCUCCCUGGAGCAGAGUCCCGCGCCGCGGCCAGGCCAGCGCAGCGCGCCAUGGCGGACCCGGGGGUGUGCUGCUUCAUCACCAAAAUCCUGUGCGCCCACGGGGGCCGCAUGGCCCUGGAAGCGCUGCUCGACGAGAUGCAGCUCUCCGAGGCGCAGCUCUGCGAGGUGCUGGAAGAGGCCGGGCCCGACCGCUUCGUGGUGUUGGAGACGGGCGGCAAGGACGGGGUCAUCCGGUCCGUGGUGGCCACCACUCGAGCCCGGGUCUGCCGUCGCAAGUACUGCAGCAAACCCUGCGGAAACCUGCACCUCUGCAAGCUCAACCUGCUGGGCCGGUGCCACUAUUCGCAGUCGGAGCGGAAUUUAUGCAAAUAUUCUCACGAGAUUCUCUCAGAAGAUAACUUCAAGGUCCUGAAAAAUCAUGCACUCUCUGGACUGAACAAAGAGGAGUUAGCAGUGCUCCUUCUCCAAAAUGACCCUUUUUUUAUGCCAGAGAUAUGCAAAAAUUAUAAGGGAGAGGGUGGAAAACAGACUUGUAACCAGCGGCCACCGUGUGAAAGGCUCCACGUCUGUGAACACUUUACCCGAGGGAAUUGUGGUUAUGCCAACUGCUUCCGGUCCCAUAACCUGAUGGACAGAAAGGUGCUGGCCAUCAUGAGGGAGCACGGGCUGAGUUCAAGUGUGGUCCAGAACAUCCAGGACAUCUGCAACAGCAGGCACCGCCAGAAGAAACCCUCUGGGUGGAGAGCUCCUCCUUCACAUGGCAGAGACGCGGCGUACAGAGGGAGAAGCAAGAGCAGAGACCGGGGCAGCGGGGAGGCUCUUCCAUCUGCUGCAGCUUCUGCCCAGAGGUCCUGCCCCCCGAGUCCAGACCCCACCGGCCGCCGGUCUCCCCCGGAUGAUGUGCCCAUCAAGGAUCUUGCCCACAAGUUCACGCAUUUGGGAAGUCAGGAGUGCCCUCCGCCUUCCUCAGGCUCGUCCGCGGCUGCCAAUCUUGGAGGCACCGGUCAAGGGGGAGCAAGCCAGAGGUUUGCAGAGAAUGGCGCUCCAGCGGAUCUUUUCUACGGGAAUCACAGCAAUGCUUACUUCACUUUUGAUUCGACGUCAGCUCCCAAGUGGAAAGGCCCCGCCUCUUGGCAGAAUGACCAAGACACUGGUAGAGAGAGUUUGUUUUCUCCCAGUCAGGCUGUCUCCUUCUCGCCUCUUGGUUCUCCGCAAACACCUGAAACCAUCACCACCAGAAAGAGCACGGCCAUCCUUUCCUCGGACUGCGUGAACACGGCAGGCAGACGUGGGAAUCAAGACAGCCAGCAUUUCCCGCUUUUUAAUAAUAACGUCGAUGGCAUGGCCACAGAUGCCGCUUCCGUGAGAUCGUUAAAUUACAAAACCACAGCCAGUAGGCAGAGAGAAAAAUCGUUACCUAGGGGUCAGGACACCGGAGUGACUCGCAGUCAUCUGCAGGCCGCUGGCCAAAUGACAGCUGCCGACGAUGGGGCCAUGGCCUUUGCUAAUGAUUCCGUAUCUGACGUUGCGAGUACCAUAUGUUCUACGAGGGAUGAACAUGACUCAAACGAAAUUUGUCUUGACCAUCUGUAUAAGGGUUGUCAACUUAAGAGCUGCAACAAAGUUCACUUCCACCUGCCCUACCGGUGGCAGAUGUUACUUGCAAACACCUGGAUGGACCUCCCGCACAUGGAGAAUAUUGAGAAGGCCUUUUGUGACCCCAAAGUCUGCACCGUUUCUAUUGGAAAUUAUAAAAUCAGUUUCCAGAAGAUGACUUGUGAUUAUAAUCCCGUCCGACGUCUCUCCACGCCUUCAUCUGUCACAAUGCCGGCCAGUUCUCUCUUCACCACAAAAUGGAUUUGGUACUGGAGAAAUGGAUAUGACAAAUGGGUUCAAUAUGGAGAGAAGAAAGACAAUGAGCAAGUUUCAAACGUCGACUCUUCCUACCUGGAGUCUCUUUUUCUAUCCUGUCCCAGGGGAAUUGUGCCAUUUCAGGCGGGUUCACAGAACUACGAGCUGAGUUUCCAAGGGAUGAUUCAGACAAACAUAGCUUCCAAGACCCAAAAGGAUAUCGUCAGAAGGCCGACAUUUGUGUCUUACUGGGAUGUGGAGCAGGUGAAGCGCGGACAAGACCAUCAGCAGGUGAGGACCCAACCAGAGCCUUUCACCUCGAUAUUUCUUCCUCAACGGAACACGUGCGUCUCAUCCUCGAAUGGCUAUGAGUUGUUUGAGAUCAAUAAUGACUCUCUGGAAUAUGCCAAAGUGAGUGAGCGUUUUAAAGCUUCCAUGAAAAAUUUCAAGAUUGAAAAGAUAAGGAAGAUCCGGAACGCAAAGCUCUUGAAGGCUUUUGAAAGGAAGAAAAAGGAGAUGAACAGAGACGAGCUAAUCCUAUUUUGUGCAAUGAGACGCACCCAUGUAGAGUCUAUCUGUGCGAAUAAUUUUGACUGGGUCUUACAUGGAAUUCGUGACACCAAAUAUGGAAAAGGAAAUUACUUCACAAGAGAUGCCAUCAAUUCCCAUAAAAAUUGCCUGUGUGAUCCCAAAAACAUCGUUAUGUUUGUAGCCCGAGUCCUGGUUGGAGAUUUUAUUGAAGGACAUAUGGCUUACGUGAGCCCUCCUCUGCAGUAUGACAGCUGUGUGGAUACAAGGUUGAAUCCCUCUGUUUUUGUCAUCUUUCAGAAAGAUCAGAUUUACCCAGAAUAUGUGAUUGAAUAUACCGAAACAGACAAAGCCUGCGUGAUUAGUUAGAAAUGAUGGUUACAGCGUCAUAAAGCAUGCCAUAACCAUUCUGUUCACUUAUAGAACCAGACUGCCCCAGAUAAUAGUUAAACUUACAUUUCCUCUCCUAUAAAUGCCUUUGAUCAGUGGUUCCCAAACUUUACUGCACAUUUGAAUCAUCUGGGAAGCUCUAAAAAAUUCCACUGUCCAGAUUUCACCCCACUCCAACUAAAUCACUUUUUCUGGGGAUGAGAGCCAGGAAGAGGAUUGAAAUGUGUCAUAAAGUUUGGGAAUCACUGCCUUAGAUGUAACUGGUAAAGACUCACUUCUAAAACUUAUGUAAUUGCAGCAAACUUUCUCUCCCAACUACUCUUUUAGUUUAUUGCAUGACAUGGUUUCGUUUUGGUUAAAUUGAAAGAAAAUUAAUUUGGGAAAUUUGAGAGAAAUCUAAAAAUGCCUAUUGAAAUAAGAACAUAAGACAGUACAAGCAAAUCUUGGAUGGAAGAUUGUGAAAAGUUGGGGGAAAAUUCUUAGGGAUACACUGGGGGAAAAAUGUAAGGGCAAUUUAAAUGCUAGCACAGACAUAACUGCAGUACUAUACCUUUUCUUUGUGGUGAAACUGAUUUGGGGGCAUGCAUUUCUUUAUCUCUACGUUUAUUUAGGGCACUCCAUCCAGGUUGACUCUUUCUGAAAUUCAAUUAAAAAAGCUGCUAAGUGGGGCUCAGAGAGAAGCAACCAACUGGAGUUAACUGCCCAUUUGGGCUCUAUGAAAUUAUGGCAAAGUAGACGUUUAUAUUCUAACUAAUAUGAUUACAGAGAAGGCUUUUUUCAGGUCAGACUUUCAUGAAGUGUUGGUUGGUAUUUUGGGGGGACUGAGCUGCGGUAACCAGAUUCACACAAGCACGACUGAGAAAUCUGAGUGCUGUUGUAGUCGUUCACUGUGGCAGUUGAGGCUCAUCAAGAAAUUAGGAGCAGGACCAUCUGCUGAAGGAUGGGCCCCUAAGGAGGUGAGAUGAGUUUCCUAGUGAGACAGAAUCAGAACGAAGAGAACAAUGCCCCAAACAAGGCUCGCACCUGCUAGGGGCUUCUUUUUCUAAAUAUGACGGAUUGUGUAGAAUUGCAGCACAAUCAGUUUUUAGAGCAGCUGAGGUGCCUGGACCAAGAGUUCCCUUUCUUAUUAUGAAUCAGCGUUUUCCUUCCAGUUUUCCUUUUCAACAUUGCAUACGAGUCGCCAACAUUUCCUGUUAUAGUUCCUUCCAGCGGGUAUGUUAUAAAAAUUAAUUAGCAUUAGAGUUGAUUUUAUAUUAGAUUUUAGAUCAGUGCAGAGAUCUCUACAGCUCCUUGGCUUUAAAGGGCUCCAACAGUAACAAAUGUAUAAGAUAUGUUUUAGGGUAGGGUUAUUUUUCGAGACGCUUGCUAAAAGUAUUUUCAUUCACUUAUUUUUUUCAUGGUAGCUUCUGUUUUGGAGUUUUCACUUCCUGAUCUUGACCCUCACAUUGUAGAGAUGCUAUUUAUCCAACUCUAUCCGACUGCCCAUUGGACAUCUCUAGUUGGAUCUUUCACAGGCAUCUCUAAUUCAGCACGUCCAAAAUGGAGCUCUCCAUCUGCCUCUCUCAAACAAAUCAGUUUUUCCCCCCAGAAAAACAUCUGCUCAAGCAGAAAUCCAGAAGUCAUCCUUUCUUUCCCUCCCCCUGCACAUCUAAGCAGUUCCCAUGUUUUCCUUUUUAAAUAUCUCUUUGUCGCCUUUUAAGUUGUUCUUUGCUUAGCAGCAAGAAUUUAAAAUUUUUUACUUUCAAAACACGAAUCUGAUCAUGCCUUUAGAAUAAAGUUCAAAAUCAUCAUCAUGGCUCCACAUGCUCUCUCCCUUCCCUGUCCUCUCAUUUAUUUUCUUUCACGGUCACCCUGGCUUUCUUUCAGUUCUUCGGUGCCCCUUUUAACCUAGCUCGGUGGUUCUCACCCAGCACUCUUGCCUUUUUUUUUUUUUUUUUUAAUGACAAUUACUUUGUAACAUCCUCUUCAUUAUCUUCAAAAAUGCAAUUCAGUGGUAAUAUACUCUACCUAUACACAAUUUUAGAAGGAAAUUAAAAAUUAAAUAAAAUUAAUAUCAACAUAAAAGGGAAUGAAAGGUACAUAACUUGGGCACGACUAUACUACAAGACCUCAUUAAGUAGUCAGACGUUUACAUCUACUUAUAAAGAAUAAAUUUGAACUUAAAAGAAGGUAGGAGAUCAGAAGCUAUUCUGCAUAAGAAGUAUGGGAAAAUAAAAAAGCAGGGAUACGAGUGGACAUUGGAAUAAAAACUAGUGAUACAGUAACUUAUUUGCAUAUGAUAAUACUUAUUUCUAUAAGAGAAAGAACGAAACCACCUUAACUGAAAUGAAGAUACCAUGCAAGGAAAUCUAGGGACUUCCCUGGUGGUCCAGUGGUUAGGACUCCGUGCUUCCAAUGCAGGGGGCAGUAGUUCGAUCUCUGGUUUGGGAGCUAAGAUCCCACAUGCUGUGUGGUGCAGCCAAAAAAAUUAAAAAAUUAAAAGUUAAAAAAAAUAAAAAAUAAAAUAAAAUAAACUUAAAAAAAAGAGAAAAUCUACAGAUUGUCGAAAUGGAGAAAAUGAGGAAAUAACUAUAUUCUUGCAGGUGAGCUGUAGGUCAUACAUGAAUGUCUAGUGAGACAUUCAAAAUUCGUAUAGCAUGCAGAGUAAUUACUUAUUGUGAGGAGUUGUCCAAUGUAUUGCAAUAUAUUCAGCAUACUUGGCUCUCACAUACUAAAUGCCAGUAGCGCCCUCUCCCCCACUGCCAUUACGGUGGCAACCACAAACCCUAUCAGAUCUAUUCACCUUUUUCAGAGCAGACAGUUUGUAACAUCCCCUUUGCUGUCCUGAGAUGAUGAUUCAGAUACUACAAUCUACAUGAAUUUCUUAAGAAAUCAAUUUACUGCCCUAACUAUUAUAAUGGAGAAACAGAAGGAAAGAAGUUUGUAAUAAAGAUAAAAUGAAUAUCAAUGUGUAAAUGCUCCAGCAUGACCACGCUAUACGACAUCAUGAAAUAGAUAUCUACUUCUACUUAUAGUGAAUAGGUUUGGAUUUAAGAGUCGAUCAGAGGCUAUUUCCUGUAAAGAAGUACAGGAGAAUGAAAGAUUAUUGGUAUGGGUGACACCAGAAUGAAAACCAGUAUUAGGGUAAGUCAUAACAGACUAUAUACCUUCUCUGUAUGUGGUAAGGGAAAGAGCGAAGUUACGUUAAUUGAAAUAAGGAUAAUAGGACAAGACAAAUUACAGAUUGUCUAAGAGGAAAAAAGGAAUUAUAUUCUCUCAGGCGAGCUGUAGGUCCUACAUAAAUGUCCAGCAGGACAUUAGAAAGUCGUAUAGGGUACCGAAUAAUUCUUUGUGUGGGACUAACCCAUACACUGCGGGGCAUCUGUUUUCCCUAGCUACAUCCACUCAAUGCCAGUAAAAGUCCGCAAUUAUUGUGAAGCCAACAAUCCAUCAGUUUCCAAAAUACCACAGUGAGAACCACUCACUUAGUUAACACCUAGCAUCUUUAGAUUAGCUUACUAACCUCCAUAAGGAGUCCUUCUAUAGAUUAAACUGGAUGCUUGCCUCCCGGAUCUCUGGUUUUUAAAACACUUUGCGGCUUGCUUUGUUCAUUUUAAGCAUCUAUCCACCCUGGAGUUGUCUGCUUUCCGCAUUAGAAUGUAAGCUCCAUGAGGGCUGAGUCAACCUGUCUUGUUCACUGUGCCACCCCAGAUACCUAGCUGACUGCUUGAUAUGCUGAUACAUUGGAUAAAUUUUGUUGAAUAAAGUAAGCUCAACUUCUUAUAAUUCAGUAGUUGUAUUUCUUCUUGUUCUUCUCCAAGCUCCAUUUGAGAUUAUCUAAUAAAAGGAAAUAAA
Balaenoptera acutorostrata (minke whale) is the source of this 7028-nucleotide messenger RNA. It is a transcript of the gene ZC3HAV1, whose product is annotated as zinc finger CCCH-type containing, antiviral 1. The transcript is spliced from 13 exons. The coding region runs from base 474 to 3173 and encodes 899 amino acids. Gene Ontology annotation, molecular function: NAD+ poly-ADP-ribosyltransferase activity. The record is from RefSeq and is a predicted model, not a curated record. NCBI's taxonomy places the organism in Eukaryota, Metazoa, Chordata, Mammalia, Artiodactyla, Balaenopteridae.